Rotaria sp. Silwood2 is the source of this 735-nucleotide messenger RNA. The record is from the annotation of a GenBank genome assembly. NCBI's taxonomy places the organism in Eukaryota, Metazoa, Rotifera, Eurotatoria, Philodinida, Philodinidae.
AUGGCUGAAUCAUUCAAACCUUUCCAAACAGUACCACAAUAUAGAUUGCCAUUUAAUUCAAAUCCUGAGAAAGAUAUUAACAUAUUAUUAUUUGGUGAAACAGGUGUUGGUAAAUCAACUUUUAUCAAUACAUUUGUUCAUUAUCUUUCUUACAAUACCCUUGAUGAAGCACUUCGAGGUAAAAUGCAAAUACUUAUACCUUCUUCUUUCUCAGUGUCUGAUAGUGAUACACAUAGAUCAACGACAAUAACCGUAGGAUCUCCUGAUGAUAAUGAACUUUGUGAGGAUAAUGGCAAAUCACAAACUCAAGGUUGUAAAAGUUACGUAUUUUCCAUUGGUAAUCGUUACCUACAUUUGAUUGAUACACUAGGCAUUGGUGAUUGUCGUGGUGUAGAACAAGAUAAUAAGAAUUUUGACCAUAUUCUUGCUUUUGUAAGUCGUUAUGAACAUUUAAAUACUAUUUGUAUUAUGCUUAAACCAAAUGAACAUCGUUUAAAUAUUUUUAUUAAAUAUGACAUUAAAGAAUUACUGAAACAUUUACAUAUAAACGCUAAAGACAAUGUGAUGUUUAUUUUCACAAAUGCUCGAACAAAUUUUUAUAUGCCAGGUGGAACAUCCAAGCAAUUAAAAAUUUUACUUAAUGAACUAGAAGCAACUACACGUAAUCAUGUUCCAUUUAUUAAAGAAAAUACAUUUUUGUUUGACAAUGAAUCAUUUCGUUUUUUUGACUAUUAA